This is a messenger RNA of Lolium rigidum, 886 nucleotides long. RefSeq lists its product as uncharacterized. NCBI's taxonomy places the organism in Eukaryota, Viridiplantae, Streptophyta, Magnoliopsida, Poales, Poaceae. The transcript is spliced from 6 exons. The record is from RefSeq and is a predicted model, not a curated record. Bases 1 to 768 code for a protein of 255 amino acids.
AUGGAGCCCGCGGCCUCCGCCUCCUCGUCCUCCCCGUCGGCGCCGGCGGAGAGGCGGAGGGCGGAGCCGGAGGCCGCGGAGCUGAGGCUGCGGCGGAAGACGCUCGAGACCGUGCUGGAGCAGUGCCAGCGCGCGCUCGAGCUCAUGCGCGAGCCCGACGACGAUCUCCCGGCCGGCGACGACGCCUUGCCUGGGGCGGGUGAUCCGGACGAGGCGGAGGGGGCCGGCGACGCGGAGGGCACGCCCACGACGCCGCCGUCCGACGCCGACUACGAGACGGACGAGCUGUGUAAUCUUCUCAAAUCGAGGGUCGAAUCGCCUGAAUUCCUUCAAAAGCUCGAUAACAUUCAGAAGUCGGUAUACCAAAAUGGAGCAGUAGAUGAGACCAUAUCAUGGGAUAUCGUAAGCGCCGCAGAUAUAUGGGAUGACAAGAAUAUGAAUGUCAGCGAUGAUUCGGAGGAUGGGUAUGUUCUCGUUAAGCAGGAGGAUAUAGUCGAUGGGAUUGCGUGCUUCAUGGCUGCAUACUUGCUCUCACUCAAGGAAACUAAGGAAUUGACGCCCAAUCAACUUCAAGAUGCCCUUAGCAAGACAUUUUCAACUAAAAAGAGAAAAGGGAAACUUCAGAAGGCAUGGGCUGGAACACAAGUUAUUUAUAAUGUAGCGUCAUGGAGUGCAACAGCUAUUGGUAUCUACCAGAAUCCGGCAAUUCUAAAAGCGGCAACUGCAGCCUUUUGGACAUCAUGCCGCGUGGUAUCCAAGUUCCUGUGAAUAGUCCCAUGUCCUGUGCUCGUGAUCAUGUACACAUUGUUUGUUAUGACUUCCCUGUACCUCCAUCACGGGAAGUGUUGUUUUCAAACACUGUGAUAUGCCUGUUCUGCCAUGUGAC